GCUCCAAUAAUCAAAGAGGCAGAUAGCCACGGAUAAUGCCGGUGACAUGCAUGGCUUGCACACCACUCACAAAACCACACCUUGCUCACUCUUAUCACCAUAGUUUCCAUUAUAGCCAUGGCAGAAGCUUCAGGGCUUCCUCUGCUGCUCCUGGUGUAGACCUCAACACUCUCCAGUCUGCCAUUACCAAGAAAGACAGUAAUGCUGUUAAAGAGGCACUUGAUCAGCUCAGUGAAGUUGGUUGGGCCAAGAAAUGGAGUUCUCAGCCAUACGUUUCACGCCGCACGGCAGCUUUUCUUUUUACUGUGGUGGGAACAACUGGAUUCUUAGGUCUUCUUGCUGGCCAGCUUCCCGGGGAUUGGGGCUUCUUUGUACCAUACUUGAUUGGAAGUAUUUCCUUAGUAGUUUUGGCUAUUGGUAGCAUAUCCCCCGGGCUUCUCCAAGCAGCUAUCAGCAGCUUUUCAACAUUUUUCCCUGAUUAUCAAGAGAGGAUUGCCAGACAUGAAGCAGCACACUUCUUAAUUGCUUAUCUGCUUGGUGUACCCAUUUUGGGGUAUUCAUUGGAUAUUGGGAAAGAGCAUGUCAACCUUAUUGAUGAGAGGCUUGAAAAACUUAUCUAUAGCGGUCAACUUGAUGCCAAAGAGCUAGACAGAUUGGCUGUUGUAUCAAUGGCUGGACUUGCAGCAGAAGGUUUGGAAUAUGACAAGGUGGUUGGUCAAUCUGCUGAUCUUUUCAGUCUGCAGAGAUUCAUAAACAGAAGUAAGCCACAACUCAGCAAAGAUCAGCAACAAAAUCUCACUAGAUGGGCUGUUCUGUUUGCUGCUUCUCUCCUGAAAAAUAACAAGGUAAGUCAUGAAGCAUUGAUGGCAUCAAUGUCAAACAAGGCAAGCGUACUAGAAUGCAUUCAAACAAUCGAGAGUUCAGCAUAGUUGGAAGGCCCUCUCUGCUAAUCAAGGCUUUUUUAAUAGAGGCUAUUUCUGCUUUGGAUUUUCGGGGCUAUUGAGUUAUACGUGUCUUAUAGCUUUGGUUCACACAAUCUUUAGAUUGGGAUAUUUGUAAUAAUGAACUCCACACAAAUAGGGAAACUGCAAAAAAGGGAGCAGAAAGUGUUCUACUAAUUCUUGUUAAUAUAUAACGAAUAUCCAUUUUUUCUUA
Molecule: messenger RNA, 1155 nt
Organism: Arachis duranensis
Lineage: Eukaryota; Viridiplantae; Streptophyta; Magnoliopsida; Fabales; Fabaceae
Exons: 9
Coding region: 36-929 (297 amino acids)
Biological process (GO): proteolysis
Molecular function (GO): ATP binding; metalloendopeptidase activity; ATP-dependent peptidase activity
Source: RefSeq, a predicted model, not a curated record